This is a messenger RNA of Oryza sativa Japonica Group (Japanese rice), 2499 nucleotides long. RefSeq lists its product as uncharacterized. The record is from RefSeq and is a predicted model, not a curated record. NCBI's taxonomy places the organism in Eukaryota, Viridiplantae, Streptophyta, Magnoliopsida, Poales, Poaceae.
CAAUGUGCACCUGGUCCAGGAAGACCUUGUGCACGGGUGUGUGUGUUGAGGGUUGGCGUCCGUGUCCAGAUCUACAGACGCCAAGAAGGAAGUAAUUCCCCAAACCUUAGAUCGCCUCUUCUUCUUCUUCUAAUCUUGCUGUUGGACCCGACGAAGCAAACCCUAGCCUCCUCCUGGAGUAGGCAGCAAUCAUGGCAGACCACCCCAGGCCUCCUCCCUGUGUGUUGCUGGAACGCGUGGUGCGUUUCGUGGAAGCAGCAGGGUUAACCAGCGGUGGCGCCAGCAGAGACCCAGAUGUUGCGGCCAUAAUCGAGGUCGGCGGAUGGAGCUGGAGCACAGUGCAAAUGAUGGGUUCCGUGGAGGAGAUGGAGCGGCUGAUGGCGCCGUCCGUGAAACCCGUCGCCUUCCUCGGCGACCCACCUCAAGUAAGCAGCCUGCACAUGCUGCUGCCGCCGCCGGCGAGCCUGGAUCUGCUUGGGAUCGGCGAGAUCUCCAGCACCCACAAGGGCAUCGUCGUUAUCUACGCCGAUAAAUGCUACCUCCUCUAUGAUGCCUCCAACAACCACCUCACCGCUAUCCCCCCAAUUCCCGAUUCGGUGACCUCUGCCCCCAUCUUCCUUCCCCUCGGUCGCGGCGCUGUCCUCGUCUCUGCCGCCGGCGCCGAUGAUGAUGAUUACAUCUUCGCCGACAUCGUCACCUCCCCCUCCACUAGAGGGAUCAACCCCGCGCUCCCCAAAGCCACCAUCUUCGCGAGGGUGAAGAACGGCGGCGAGUGGAUCCAGUCAUCGAUUCCUCCCCUCCCUCUCCCUCCACAUCUCUGUGGCCCGACCUACUUCUUCCACAUCGACACGGCCUUCUCCUUCGCCGGCACCAUCUUCUGGGUUGAUCUCCUCAAGGGCAUCUUGAUUUGCGACGACAUCUUGUCAUCACCGCAAGGCCCCAGGCUAGCGUUCGUCCCGUUGCCCCACUGCAUCGACGCCCACGACAAACCCCGCCAUUGCUUCAGCCCAAAUGAACACCGUUCCAUCGGCCGCGUCUCUGGUGCCAUCAAGUUCCUCGCCUUGAUCGGCUACUGCGAAGCUUCUUGUCCCGAGAACGAGGUGAAGCUCAAGACAUGGUCACUGUCCCCAGAUUUCAAGCACUGGAAAGAGGAAACCACCUUGACUGUCGGAGACAUCUGGGCGAGCGAGAGCUUCAACCAGAUGGGGUUGCCACAUGUUCUGCCCUUCUCCCCUGUCCUCAGCGUCAACGAAGAUGGCAUCAUGUAUGCCGUUCUGAAUGAUGUCAAGAAGGAACCAAUACCGCGACUCAAUGAGUUCGGGGACAGUCUUGGGAUGCAGCUGGUUCCUAAAGCAAAUUAUAUGAUCCGCUUCGACAUGCUGCAAAACAAGGUCCUGUCCUCCACCAAGAUUUCUAAAAAGGCCACUUCGCGGUGGCUUACAAAUACCUUCCUUGCUACCGACUUCAGUGCAUACCUACAAGACCGCCAGAAUGCUGAAGCAGCAGGCAAGGUUGGAGCAAGCGCCAAGGGCAAGCGUAAGCGGAUGAGCAGCAGGCAAGCUGGUAGGAGCAAGUGCCAAGGGCAAGCGUAAGCGGAUCGAGGAGUGCUGAAUGGAUGAGGGAGAAAUGGGAUGGACGCCGUUUGCCAUCACCGUCAACGACCGUCGCCUGCGCCACCUGCAUCCACGCGUGGAACAACCGGAUCAAGCACAGCGGCAGCAGCAGGACGGCCACCACCGCCGGAGCACCCAACCCGCUGGCCCACCGUCGUCGCCGCGGCUGGAUCGGGAGAUCCCCUGCGCCGGAUCCGCCGCCGCCGCUCUCCCUACCUCCAAGUUUCGCCGCCGCCGAGUCCCCCUUCUCUGGAUCCGCCGCCGCCGCCCUCCCUACCUCCAAGCUUCGCCGCCACUCGAGCCCGCCGCGUCGACAUCACCGCAGCUGCCGCAACCGCUCUCGUCGAGCAUCACGAUGAGCGGCGGGAUGGCGCCGAGCAUCUCGCUCGCGGCGGCAACCGGUGUUAAGGCAAGGGGUCGUGGAGGAGCGCCGGCGGUCGCAGAGGUGGUGGCAGGCGGUCGUGGCGGAGCGCCGGCGGUCACGGAGGAGGCGGCGGGCACGGGCGCGGACGAGCGCCUGCGGUCGCCGAGGAGACGCCGUGUGCUCCGUCCAAGUGGGACGAGCUCGUCCGGCCGAUUUUGCCGGAUGGAUUUGUCCCGGAUCUAGGAGGAAUAUUCCUCUCUAGGGACCAACCCAUCCCACUCGCCCCUCAACCAAACACCUCUAAAAGUGGGUUUGUCCCAUCCCAUCCCAUCCCAUCCCACCAACCAAACACUACCUUAAAUGUGUUUAGGUUAACCAUCAGACCUUAUUUUAGUCACUAUCAGACUUUAUUUUAAUGAUAUCAGCCUAGCAGUUAAAACUGAAUGGUAACCAAUAUAUGAUGUAUGAUCAUCGUGGAUUUAUAUCAUCAUAUGCUAUGUGGCCAAAGGUUUGGUCGUGGUG